Molecule: messenger RNA, 1760 nt
Organism: Pyrus x bretschneideri (Chinese white pear)
Lineage: Eukaryota; Viridiplantae; Streptophyta; Magnoliopsida; Rosales; Rosaceae
Product: NAD(P)H-quinone oxidoreductase subunit 1, chloroplastic
Exons: 1
Coding region: 169-735 (188 amino acids)
Biological process (GO): aerobic respiration
Cellular component (GO): membrane
Molecular function (GO): NADH dehydrogenase activity
Source: RefSeq, a predicted model, not a curated record
UUUUUCUCAUAGGGGAUCAGAGUGGUUUUCCUUGGAGAUGGAAAAUCCGCCCGCCGGGUUUUAUCAAUUUGCAAAUUCUUCCGCGGUUAGUUAAAAGAAUGAAAUUGGCUGAUAUUAUGACGAUACUAGGUAGUAUAGAUAUCAUUAUGGGAGAAGUUGAUCGUUGAAAUGAUAAUUGAUACACCGGAAGUACAAGAUAUCGAUUCUUUUUCUAGAUUAGAAUUUUUUAAAGAGGUUUAUGGAAUUCUAUGGGUUCUUGUUCCUAUUUUGACUCUUGUAGUGGGAAUCACAAUAGGCGUACUGGUAAUUGUAUGGUUAGAAAGAGAAAUAUCGGCAGGGAUACAACAACGUAUUGGACCUGAAUACGCCGGCCCUUUGGGAGUUCUUCAAGCUCUAGCAGAUGGGACAAAACUACUUUUCAAAGAAAAUCUUUUUCCAUCUAGGGGGGAUACUCGUUUAUUCAGUAUCGGGCCAUCCAUAGCAGUCAUAUCAAUUUUAGUAAGCUAUUCAGUAGUUCCUUUUGGAUAUCACCUUGUUUUAGCGGAUCUCAAUAUCGGUGUUUUUUUAUGGAUUGCCAUUUCCAGUAUUGCUCCAAUUGGACUUCUUAUGUCGGGAUACGGGUCAAAUAAUAAAUAUUCCUUUUUAGGCGGUCUACGAGCUGCUGCUCAAUCGAUUAGUUAUGAAAUACCAUUAACUUUAUGUGUGUUAUCAAUAUCUCUACGUGCGAUUCGUUGAUACAUAGACAGAAACUUUUCUCUAUUCCUUCCUUUCAAGGAAAGGGUUGGAAUGGAUUGAGUAGAUAUCUUUAUUUUUUUUUAUUCAUUAUUCGGGUUGAUGAACUAAAUCAAAUAGUUAUAUGAGUGAAAGAAAACAGCUUAUAUAUAAAUUCGCAGUAAAAAGAUUGAUUCUCAUUUUCUAUGUAUAAGAGUUAGAGAGUUAAGCGGAAAUAAACAUAAACAGAAGAGACCGUUUCCCCCAAGAUUGGUUGAUUAGUCAUCCUGACUUGAAGCGGGUUCAAAAGAUCAACCGUAUUGAGUUUUCACUAUCAUUUUUAUGUAUUAGCAUAACGGGGGAUUGAGCAAAAACGAGUGGAUGGUUAGAAACACGAACAUAUGGAAAGGAUUAGUAAUGGAGAUUAUGUAAAUUUUCCAAAAGGACAUUUUUACAUAAUAUACAAACAAAGAAUACUAAUUGGGGCUUUAAGUUGGUAGAAAUGAUCAGGCAGUACUCCCCAUGACACGAUUCCAAUCCAGAGUAUACUCCUAUCCACCGAUUUAAUAAAUAACUAUUCGAAACGAAAUAAUCCUUUACUUUAUUUUGAAAGCCCUCUUUUUCUCAGAAAUAGAAAGAAGAAUAGGAACGAAAAAAAAAAAAGAAAAGAUAUACUUUAUUUAUUCUUUGUUACUUUUAUUCUUUCCCAUAUACAUAUUAAUAGAUAUAUAAUUUGUGUCAUAAUUCAUUAAUUAAUAUAGAAUUUUUUUUUUUCGUACGUGAAACCAACGGGUUAUUGAUAUUUUUACAAGAAGUAUUUUAUUGAACAGUUAAGUUAUUACUGAACAAAGAAGAAUUGAAAUUAUUAUUGAAAUUAUUAAAUUAAAGAAAGGAUGAGAUCAAUUCAGAAGUACUUUUUUUUAUUUAAUUUUGAAUUAAAAUAAUUAUAACAGACAGAAUUCAAUUGGUCUAAUUUGGGACCGGCCGAUAGUUAUCCAUCCUACAAACAUAUCAAGAUUCAAAAAAGAAUACUGACGCGGUCCCUAUAU